Molecule: messenger RNA, 1642 nt
Organism: Trametes versicolor FP-101664 SS1
Lineage: Eukaryota; Fungi; Basidiomycota; Agaricomycetes; Polyporales; Polyporaceae
Gene: TvLac3
Product: laccase B precursor
Exons: 9
Coding region: 1-1563 (520 amino acids)
Molecular function (GO): oxidoreductase activity; copper ion binding
Source: RefSeq, a predicted model, not a curated record
AUGUCGAGGUUUCACUCUCUUCUCGCUUUCGUCGUUGCUUCCCUUACGGCUGUGGCCCACGCUGGUAUCGGUCCCGUCGCCGACCUAACCAUCACCAACGCAGCGGUCAGCCCCGACGGGUUUUCUCGCCAGGCCGUCGUCGUGAACGGCGGCACCCCUGGCCCUCUCAUCACCGGUAACAUGGGGGAUCGCUUCCAGCUCAAUGUCAUCGACAACCUCACCAACCACACGAUGCUGAAGAGCACGAGUAUUCACUGGCACGGUUUCUUCCAGAAGGGCACCAACUGGGCCGACGGUCCCGCCUUCAUCAACCAGUGCCCGAUCUCAUCUGGUCACUCGUUCCUGUACGACUUCCAGGUUCCUGACCAGGCUGGUACCUUCUGGUAUCACAGUCACUUGUCUACGCAGUACUGUGAUGGUUUGAGGGGUCCGUUCGUUGUUUACGACCCGAAUGACCCGGCCGCCGACCUGUACGACGUCGACAACGACGACACUGUCAUUACCCUUGUGGAUUGGUACCACGUCGCCGCGAAGCUGGGCCCCGCAUUCCCUCUCGGCGCCGACGCCACCCUCAUCAACGGUAAGGGACGCUCCCCCAGCACGACCACCGCGGACCUCUCAGUUAUCAGCGUCACCCCGGGUAAACGCUACCGUUUCCGCCUGGUGUCCCUGUCGUGCGACCCCAACUACACGUUCAGCAUCGAUGGUCACAACAUGACGAUCAUCGAGACCGACUCAAUCAACACGGCGCCCCUCGUCGUCGACUCCAUUCAGAUCUUCGCCGCCCAGCGUUACUCCUUCGUGCUCGAGGCCAACCAGGCCGUCGACAACUACUGGAUUCGCGCCAACCCGAACUUCGGUAACGUCGGGUUCACCGGCGGCAUUAACUCGGCUAUCCUCCGCUACGAUGGUGCCGCUGCCGUGGAGCCCACCACCACGCAAACCACGUCGUCUGCGCCGCUCAACGAGGUCAACCUGCACCCGCUGGUUGCCACCGCUGUGCCUGGCUCGCCCGUCGCUGGUGGUGUCGACCUGGCCAUCAACAUGGCGUUCAACUUCAACGGCACCAACUUCUUCAUCAACGGCGCGUCUUUCACGCCCCCGACCGUGCCUGUCCUCCUCCAGAUCAUCAGCGGCGCGCAGAACGCGCAGGACCUCCUGCCCUCCGGCAGCGUCUACUCGCUUCCCUCGAACGCCGACAUCGAGAUCUCCUUCCCCGCGACCGCCGCCGCCCCCGGUGCGCCCCACCCCUUCCACUUGCACGGGCACGCGUUCGCGGUCGUCCGCAGCGCCGGCAGCACGGUCUACAACUACGACAACCCCAUCUUCCGCGACGUCGUCAGCACGGGGACGCCUGCGGCCGGUGACAACGUCACCAUCCGCUUCCGCACCGACAACCCCGGCCCGUGGUUCCUCCACUGCCACAUCGACUUCCACCUCGAGGCCGGCUUCGCCGUCGUGUUCGCGGAGGACAUCCCCGACGUCGCGUCGGCGAACCCUGUCCCCCAGGCGUGGUCCGACCUCUGCCCGACCUACGACGCGCUCGACCCGAGCGACCAGUAAAUGGCUUGCGCCGGUCGAUGAUAGGAUAUGGACGGUGACUUCGCACUUGCAAUACGGACUCUCGCCUCAUUAUGGUUAC